AUGGCAUCUCCCGCAAGUCAAGACUAUACUUUGGUUGCUACCAAGCAUGGUAGAUGGGAGCGCGACAUCGACGAGGUCGAGCAAUUCUAUACAACACUAGCCAGGUCAUUUGAAGGGACUGGGCGUACUUUCUUCGCAAUGACUGCUCAUAUCUCAUUUGUCGUCACUGAGCCCGAAUCAAUGGAAGCGAUAGCCCAUCGCGUGAUUGUCAGCAUUCGACAGGCAUGGCUGCGAAUCCGGUAUGAUCAUCCCACAGUGGCUUCUUGGGUUGAGUAUCAAGAAGACAAAAAGAAAUGUCGGAAGGUUUAUGAACCUUGCUUCACCAACGAAAGAAAGCAACAGGCCUGGCUGAAUGAGACCAUCCGACCAGUACCUACCACCCAAAGUGGAGAGGAAUGGUGCAAUUCGGACCCUCCAGUGCCUAAGCUUCCGACUUUGUUCUUGAUCUAUAAUAACAAUUAUGUUGGAGCCAAGAAGUCUUUCGAUCUUGUCCUGCGUUCGCACCACGAUAUUGUUGAUGGGAUUGGGGCUUUGCUUCUGCUGAAUAAUAUUAUGAAAUACACCUCAGCUGCAUAUGAAAAUCCACACGACUUUCAUAUUUCUACCUAUGACAAGGAAUGGCAAAAUCUGAGCCCGCCAUUCCGCGUUGCCGCCUCAUUACCUGCGUGUAUGACCGAGGAACAAGAGCGCAAGCUUCAGCAAACCAAAGAACAAAAAGAACUAUGCAAGAAGGAUGUUGAGAUUGCGACAGUGCCAUACGAUGACUCUAGUACUGUGCCUGGGGCUCACAAGAGAACGGCUUUGACUCUUACAGCGGACAAAACUCAUCGAGUGCUCGGUGCAUGUCAAAAGAUCGGAGCUAGUGUGACACAUGUGUAUCAUGCUAGCGCUGCGCUUGUACUUUUUGGUCUUCAGAAGCAAACGUCCAUGGAGAGAAAAGUGCGAUAUAUCAACUACUCGUUAAUAAACGAACGUGGACACUGCCGUAAGCCAUAUAACUCCCCGUUGCACGCUGUUUCCGUGUACCACUCAGUCUCUGGGAAGAGUCUUGUGUUAGACUCGAUAAUACCUGCCAUUGGUACAGCGAAGCCGAGCAUCAAGGAGCAGUUACAAGAGCUUCGCAGGGCAGUUGAACAAGUAAAGAGCUAUUAUCUUGACAUUCGCAACGACAAAGAGCAUGUUUAUCUGGUGCCAGCAUAUUGGGUAUUAGGCACUCCCUCUUAUCCGGCUGGAGAUGAGGCUCCACCCAUUCCAGCUCCUAACAAGAUGCCAUCAGUAUCCAUGUCAAGCAUGGGAGUCAUUGAUAAGAUCAUGCCAGAAAGAUAUGGAGCCUUCGAACUGUUCUCUCCAUGGGUUACUGGAGAGGAGCUGGGAAAUGGAUUCGGAUUGUUCCUUGGGACUUUCCGCGGUUGUUUGGAAUUGAGCAUCGCGUAUAACAAUGCCUGGCAUACCAAAGAGGAUGCUGCGUCUUUUAUGGACAAAUGCAAUAAUUUGGUCCUCCAGUUGUUGGAUAUGUAA
Messenger RNA from Penicillium angulare, 1518 nucleotides. RefSeq lists its product as uncharacterized. Lineage: Eukaryota; Fungi; Ascomycota; Eurotiomycetes; Eurotiales; Aspergillaceae. The record is from RefSeq and is a predicted model, not a curated record. The coding region runs from base 1 to 1518 and encodes 505 amino acids. The transcript has a single exon.